Molecule: messenger RNA, 516 nt
Organism: Musca domestica (house fly)
Lineage: Eukaryota; Metazoa; Arthropoda; Insecta; Diptera; Muscidae
Product: proliferating cell nuclear antigen-like
Biological process (GO): mismatch repair; translesion synthesis; leading strand elongation
Cellular component (GO): PCNA complex
Molecular function (GO): DNA polymerase processivity factor activity; DNA binding
Source: RefSeq, a predicted model, not a curated record
AUGGUUAAAUCAUUGUCAUUGGUCGAUUCAGCAAAGGAUAAUGCCUACACAUUUAACUUUAUAAUUGAAUCGCCCAAUCAUGAAAAAGUCUCCAACUAUGAAAUGGAACUGAUGAACCUCGACCAAGAACAUUUGGGCACUCCGGAAACAGAUUACUCCUGUGUUGUACGCAUGCAUUCAAUGGAAUUUGCACGCUUCCGAGAAUUGGCGCAAUUCUGUGAAUCUAUGGUUAUCUGUUGUACCAAGGGAGGUGUAAAAUUUUCGGCAUUUGGUGAUGUUGGUUCGGUAAAUGUUAAUUUGGCACAAAAUUCAAGUGUGGACAAAGAUGAUGAGGCAGUCAUUAUUAAAAUGCAAGAGCCUACCCUAACAUUCGCCUGUCGUUACCUAAGUCCUUUGUGUGGACAAAUACAGUUGUCCAUGUCGGCCGAUGUACAAUUGGUGGUGGAGUACCGUAUACAAGAUUUGGGCCAUUUACGUUAUUAUUUGGCGCUUAAAACUGAACACGACGAAAGUUAA